Messenger RNA from Dendrobium catenatum, 4347 nucleotides. RefSeq lists its product as uncharacterized. Gene Ontology annotation, molecular function: catalytic activity. The transcript is spliced from 5 exons. The record is from RefSeq and is a predicted model, not a curated record. The coding region runs from base 1 to 4347 and encodes 1448 amino acids. NCBI's taxonomy places the organism in Eukaryota, Viridiplantae, Streptophyta, Magnoliopsida, Asparagales, Orchidaceae.
AUGAAGUCGACUCUUCUUGCGUCUGACUUCCCGCCUCUUUCUUCUGUUGCUGCUGUGGCCCCAGCUCCUUUGCGGAACUGGAAUCAAAUCUUCGCCCCCGAUAUUAGCUCUUCUUCUUCUAAGGCCUUUAGCUUCUCGCAUCAUCCAUCCGAACCUGAAAUUAUUCCUUUUUCUGGUGAGAAACUUGCUCUUGGGGGUGAGGACCGGAGUCUAUGUCUUGUUGGUUAUUCAAUAGGGCGUAGACCAUACUAUGAAGCUUUGUUAGGUGCUUUCAACAGAACUUGGGUUCUGAAAGGCUCCCUCAAGCUUCUUUCCCUCAGUGAUGGUUUCUUCUUACUUAAGGCUUCCUAUCUUGAUGUUAUUAAAGUUUCUCUUGAUGGGGAUGUUAUUGAUUUAAGGGUGCUAUAUGAAUGGCGUCCUAUUCCUUGUGAGCAUUGCAAGUCCUUGGUGCAUUACUCUUCCUCUUGCCCGCAGAAUCCAAAUCCUGUCAUUAAUGAUCCUACGACUUCAAAACAAAUCGGGCGUGGUAGGAGUUUCAGCAAGAAGCCCAGUAACCGACUUCACUCCCGUUCUAGGCCUCCUCGUUCUGAGGCAAUAAAUUCAGGUGUUUCUAAAACUGUAGCCCUUUCUACAGCUAAUACUAUUUCUGUGCAUACUAAUAACAAUACUGUUAUUCCUCCCAUUGGUGAUUCUGUAUUAGUUGGUAUCUCUUCUGAUGCCAUUAAUGCUACUAUUCCUAAUUUAAAUAUCCCCACCGAAGAACUGUCCUCUUCAUCUACCUCCAAUCUACCUUCAACUCUGAAAGCUUCCACUAGAAUUAAUUCCCCGAAUAAAUUUCAGAUCUUAAGCAAUCAAAGUGACACGGAUUUGCUUGAGAUUGAGGCUUCCAAUGCUGAUAUUGUUAAUAAUGCUUAUAAGCAACCGGGUAAGGGGAAAAAACAAGCUACUUUUGAAGUCACUAAGAAAACUGCUAAGGGGAAGCAGGAUAUGCUCUGUCUUUUGGAAACCCGUGUUCAUGCCUCCUCCCUUCUGGAUCCGUUUUUCGAUUCUUCUCACCGGCUUUUUUCUAAUGAAGACAGUUUUCAUAACUUUAAUCUUGCUUCCUCUGGUAGGAUAUGGAUUAAGUGGGAUGCUAGCAAACUCAGUUUUAGUCCCUCUCUUGUUACCUCUCAACUGAUAAAUGGGACUGUUUCGGUUGGCAAUUCUCCCCCUUUCCAAUUUUCUAUUGUCUAUGCUGCUAAUAAUGCUCUUGAUAGGAAAGAGCUCUGGUCUUCUUUAUGUGCGGCUGCGCCUUCUGGUAACACUCCUUGGGCAGUAAUUGGGGACUUCAAUUGCUGCUGUUAUGCCUCAGAUAAGUCGGGAGGUUUGCCUCUUCAUCAUUCUAACUUGGUGGAUAUUAACAACAUGAUUUUUGUUAAUAAGCUGGUGGAUUUGAACGCGGUUGGUAGCCUUUACUCUUGGUAUAAUCAGCAAACUGCCAAUCCUAUUUUUAUAAAACUUGACAGAGCUCUUGUUAAUGAGGAUUGGAUUAAGAAUUUCCCUAAUUCUUUUAGUUCAUUUCAAACAUCUUGUUCAGAUCACUCCCCGAUUAUUCUGCAUCCGGGAUUGACUUUUCAUGCUCAUCACAAAUUUCUUUUUAAGAACUUUUGGACUAAUAACGACAGAUAUUGGGUGUAUCUUCUUAAUGCUUUUUCGUUGCCUAUGAUUGGUAACCCCUUAUCCCACCUCUGUUUUGUUUUUAGGCAAUUAAAAGGGGAAAUCAAAAACCAUAAUUGGGCUAACUCCCAAUCUCUAUCUGCUCAAUUGGAGGUUCUUCAUGCUGAUCAACUUAACUUCCUUCAACAAAUUCAAAUAAACCCUCUGGACUUGUCUCUGGUGGCUUCCCUUAAAGAGACUAAUCUCAAAAUUGCUGAGGUUUCCUCUUCCCUCGCUAGCUGGGUUAUCCAAAGGGCCAAAAUUAAUUGGUUACAUCAUGGUGAAGAUGAUCUUAAAUUCCUAUAUGGGAAGAUCAGGUGUAGGCAGGGAAGUUCUAAGUUGGUGGCCAAUUUGUUUUCCUGUAAUUCUGAUUUAUCUAGAGAGGAGGUUUUGAAUUCCAUCAUUCGUUACUUUCACAAUCUGUUUAAUCCUCCCUCUCCUCCUUGUCAGGAUGUAAAUUUAAUUCCAGUUGGUGCUGUUCUUCCUGAUUUUUCUGGUAACUUGCUUACUAUGCCUAUUCUUGAAGCUGAGAUCAGGGAGGCUAUUUUCAAGGGAUCCUCAAAAUCUUCUCCGAGGCCAGAUGGUUUUAAUUAUCAUUUUUACAAGUCUGGUUGGCAUAUUAUUGGGCCUACGGUGUGCAAAGCUAUCAAUGCUUUCUUUUCUAAAAGUUACCUUCCUAGUGGGAUAAAAGCUACUGCCUUAGCUAUUAUUCCUAAACAUUGCAAUGCUUCUUCUAUCACUGAUUAUAGGCCUAUUUCAUUAUGCAAUACUUUAUUUAAAAUCAUUGCUAAAGUUAUUGCAGGAAGACUAAAAUCGAUGAUGCCUAGUAUUGUUAAAGAUUCACAAGCCGGUUUUGUUAAAUCUCGGAAUUCUACUGAUAAUAUAUUGCUUGCCAAUGAUAUCUUAUCAUUGAUUAACAAAAAAGGGGUAGACAACAUUUUUUGUGCAAAAAUUGAUAUCAAGAAAGGUUUUGAUUCUGUUUCUAGGGAAUUUUUACUUGCUAGGCUAUUACAUAAAGGUUUCCCUAAAACUUUUAUUUCCUGGAUUAAGGCCUGUAUUACUAAUGUGAAUUUCUCUAUGGUAAUUGAUGGGUCUUUGGAAGGCUACUUCCCGUCUUCUGCGGGACUUAGGCAGGGUUGUCCCUUAAGUCCUUACCUUUUCUGUAUUGUAAUGGAUGCCUUUUCUAACCUUCUAGAGGCUAGAGGUUUUAAAGGAUUUAAUGCUGAUAACUUCCAUCUCUCUCAUCUUUUAUAUGCUGAUGAUGUUCUUAUCUUUGGGGAAGCUACCAUUGAGAAUUGUUCUCUUCUUUCUUCUAUUCUUGAUGAAUUUGCACAAGUAUCGGGUCUUCAUGUGAAUUACGAUAAAUGCUCUGUGAUGUUUUCAAAGAAUCAAAGGAAUCAGAACUCAUUGUGCCAAGCUUUAUCUAUUUCUCAAAUUACUUCCAAGAUCUCCUAUCUUGGAAUUCCUAUUUCUUUUAAUAGAUUGAGAGUGGCUGAUUAUCUUCCUUUGAUGGAUAGUAUUCAUAACAAAUUUGAUGGUUGGAAGGCUAACCUUCUUUCAUUUGCGGGCAGACUACAAUAUCUAAAGUUUACCAUUCAGAACACCAUUGCCUAUUGGAUAAGAGGUUCUAUAUUACCUAAAACUGUUUUUAAGUUUUUCAAGAAAACCUAUUCUAGGUUCCUUUUUUUUGGUGAUAUUACUUGCUCCAAUAAGCUUCAUAUGGUAUCCUGGGAUAAUGUUUGCAAGCCUAAAGAUAAAGGUGGUUUAGGUAUUCCCUCUUUAAGUGCUAUUCAAUUUGCUUUCAACUGCACUAUCAUUUACAUGAUGUAUAAUAGUCACUCCCCUCUGUCCAAUUGGUUGUCUACCCGUUACAGCUCCCCGUGGAAACCCCCGUCUCCUCAAGCAAGUAAAUUCUGGAUAUCUAUAUGUAAUACUGCUGCUCUUGUGAAGGCAAAUUUCAAGUUUAUUAUCACUCCAACUGCUCCUAUUGCUUUGCAUUGGGAUCAUUUGUGUGAUAAUAAUACUCUAUUGGAUAAAUUUGGUAGAGAAUCUCUGGACUGUUUUUCUCUGCCUUUGGUUAAGCAUUAUAUUGUAUCUGGGGGUUGGAAUUUGGCGGUGAACAUUCCUAAUUCCAUAUGUGACUAUAUCUCUAGAAUUCUCAUUAUUAACUCCUCGGGUCCUUGUUUAAUUUGGAAGGAUAUGGCUAAGGUGAAAUUCAGUGAAUUUUUGGAGGAAUUUUACUGUUCUCUGGCUUCUUGUUCUUGGCAUUCUCUGGUUUGGCAUCAGAAGCAUGUUCUUAAACACUCUGUCUUUGUCUGGCUUGCUCUUGUAGUUGGUUUAAAAACCCAAGAUGCUUUAAGGCUUCGAAAUAUACAUGUGCCGUUAACUUGUUCCCUGUGUCAAGUUGAGCCGGAAACUGUAAAUCAUCUCUUCUUUGAAUGCCCUUUCGCUUUCUCUGUUCUCUCCUCUCUUAUUCCUGCCUCUAGUGAAUUUUUGCUUAGGCCAACUGUGUUACAAUUUUUGCAAUGGUUGGAUUCUGAUUUUGUGGGUACUACUUUGCUCAAAAACUAUUUUAAGAUGGUGUGGCUGCUGGUUGCCUGGGUGGAUUAUUUUAGCCAGGACAAUGUUGAAGCUCCGACUGUUGAGAUAUGA